AUGCAGGAGCAAUGGGAGCAAUUGGCUGUUAUGGGUUUUUUGGGAGAAUUAGGGCAAGAGUAUGAUGCUGUUCGUUCCCAAAUACUUGGAGGAGAUAGGGUGAGUUCACUCACUGAGACAUUUGCUCGUGUUUUAAGGGUCUCACGUGAACCACCUAAGGAUGCAUUUUCUAUAGGUGAGAACUCAGCCUUAGCAGCCCAAAGAAAUUGUGGUAGUAGUCGAGGUCGUGGUGGUGGUCGAAGUGGUGGCAUCAAUCGUAGUUUUGGUAGAGGCCAACCACCCUCUGCUAGCAACACUUAUAGUGACAUAAGGGGUAAUACCGAUUUGGAUUUGAAGACGAGGAAGAUGAUUGCUAAAGGACAUGUGUUAGGAGGGCUAUACUUGCUUGAUGAUACUACCAGUGUUGUUAAUCUCGAUGGCUCUCUUGCUCGCCUCAAGGCCAAAUUGGUUGCUAAAGGUUAUGCACAAGGUUAUGCACAAGUUUAUGGGGUUGAUUAUGGUGAUACUUUCUCUCCAGUGGCUAAGAUGACCUAUGUUCGUCUUUUACUUUCAUUGGCUGCUUCUACUUGUUGGCCUCUUUCUCAGCUUGAUGUGAAAAAUGCCUUUCUUCAUGACAAUCUUAGAGUUAUUCAUCGCGACAUCAAGUCCUCCAAUAUUCUUUUGGACUCCAAUUUUGAUGCUAAGGUCACAAACUUUGGACUCACCAAGUUCACUUUGGGUAUAGAUACCCAUGUAUCCAUGCACAUAAUGGAGACUUUGUGGUACAUGAAUCCUUAG
Messenger RNA from Eucalyptus grandis, 777 nucleotides. RefSeq names its product probable serine/threonine-protein kinase PBL11. NCBI's taxonomy places the organism in Eukaryota, Viridiplantae, Streptophyta, Magnoliopsida, Myrtales, Myrtaceae. The record is from RefSeq and is a predicted model, not a curated record. Gene Ontology annotation, molecular function: ATP binding; protein kinase activity. The transcript is spliced from 6 exons. Gene Ontology annotation, biological process: protein phosphorylation. Bases 1 to 777 code for a protein of 258 amino acids.